GACCUUACAAGAAUCAUGCCUCUUCCAGACACCAUGUUUUGUGCUCAGCAGAUUAACAUACCUCCUGAACUCCCAGAUAUUUUGAAACAGUUUACCAAAGCUGCCAUCAGGACUCAGCCUCAUGAUGUACUGCAGUGGUCAGCUGGGUAUUUCUCAGCUCUGUCGAAAGGAGAGCCCCUUCCUGUAAAGGACAGGAUUGAAAUGCCAGUAGCAACACAGAAAACAGAUACUGGGCUCACACCAGGCCUCCUUAAAGUUUUGCACAAGCAGCUUUCUCCGAAGGGCCGUGUGAGCAUGAUAGAACUAGAAAAAAAAUGGAAACAUCUAUGUUUGCCAGUGGAGCAACUGAGAGCCCUUCUACAAUUGGACAACUUCGGUGAAGAGGUGGAAUGGUUGAAAGUUCUAGCACUUGGGUGUAGUAUACUUGGUGGGUCCUUAAUGACUUCUGUGAAGUAUGCCUGUGAAAUUCUAACAACUGAUCCAGAGGGGGGACCUGCUCGCAUUCCAUUUGAUACAUUCUCAUUUAUUUACACAUACCUGGCCAGUAUAGAUGGUGAGAUGCCAGACUACAAAGUUGAAGCUUUCCUCAAUGCUCUUAAGGGACAAGUGGAGCGUAAAGGAGAUCAGGUUGGAGUUUCAGAUUUCUUCAUUCCAUCAAAGAAGGUUUAA
Molecule: messenger RNA, 669 nt
Organism: Emys orbicularis (European pond turtle)
Lineage: Eukaryota; Metazoa; Chordata; Testudines; Emydidae
Gene: ROPN1L
Product: rhophilin associated tail protein 1 like
Exons: 5
Coding region: 16-669 (217 amino acids)
Source: RefSeq, a predicted model, not a curated record